Quercus lobata is the source of this 4681-nucleotide messenger RNA. RefSeq lists its product as uncharacterized. Gene Ontology annotation, biological process: positive regulation of DNA-templated transcription. Bases 182 to 4513 code for a protein of 1443 amino acids. NCBI's taxonomy places the organism in Eukaryota, Viridiplantae, Streptophyta, Magnoliopsida, Fagales, Fagaceae. The transcript is spliced from 9 exons. The record is from RefSeq and is a predicted model, not a curated record.
AAGGUUUCUAGUUGGUUCUGAAAAUUUCUAGACUCUAGUAGAAGAUGAUGGAGGUGGCGGUGGUGGUGCCCCAACUGACUAGUUUUAGAGGCACGCACUUAGUUGAAGUUGAAAAAUUAGAGACCACAAAUACAUACAUACAUAGUGAAGAGAAAUAUUAUACUACCAAUUAGAGAGAGAAAUGGCGAAAUCGGAGGGAGAGCUUCAGUGCGUGGGAAAACUUGAAGUGGUUAGGCCAAAUUCAAGUUCAAAACCCGUCGGUUUCCUCUGCGGUUCUAUCCCUGUUCCCACCGACAAUUCCUUCCAUGCUUUCAAUUCCUCCGCACUCGUUCCUUCGCUCCACCACACAGUGAGUGCUCCGCGAUAUCGGAUGCUUCCGACGGAGACGGAUCUGAAUUCGCCGCCAAUUCUUACGAAUUCCAAGCCUACUACUGCCACCGGAGGUUUUCCAUGGGAAGGUGGUGCUGUUGCAUCAAAUCUUUCUAGGAAAUGUGAGGCCCUUGCAGUAUCUGGUUUGGUUGAGUAUGGGGAUGAGAUAGAUGUGAUUGCUCCAGCUGACAUUCUGAAGCAAAUCUUUAAAAUGCCUUAUUCCAAGGCUCGAUUAUCAAUUGGAGUCCAUCGUAUUGGACAGACGCUUGUGCUGAAUACUGGGCCUGAUGUUGAAGAGGGGGAAAAGUUUAUUAGAAGACAUAAUCAAUCAAAAUGUGCAGACCAAUCUUUAUUUUUGAAUUUUGCUAUGCAUUCAGUUAGAAUGGAGGCUUGUGAUUGUCCUCCAACUCAUCAUGUCCCAUCACAGGAGCAAUCAAACUCUUCUGUACUUCCUGGAAGAAGUACAACUCAUUUUAUGGGGAAGAGUGAUAGUGUUGUUCAAGAUGAAGGAUUCAAUUCUUUUUCUGACUACCCACAAGUUAAACAGGAUGGCCUUCUUUGGGAAAAUAAGAAGAAUAACAGAAGUAAAGGGCAUCAUCCUGUCAAAAAGGUUUCACAAGUUGGCGAGAAGCCUAGGAGCUCAAUGCAAGAGUCUGAAAAACAUAGAAGAGUCAGUAAUGAUGAGUUUUUAAGGGUUUUGUUUUGGCAGUUCCACAAUUUCCGUAUGCUCUUGGGCAGUGACUUACUUCUGUUCAGUAACGAAAAAUAUGUUGCUGUAAGCUUGCAUUUGUGGGAUGUUACACGACAGGUCACUCCAUUAACUUGGCUUGAAGCUUGGCUUGACAAUGUCAUGGCGAGUGUGCCUGAGUUGGCCAUCUGUUAUCAUGAAAAUGGUGUUGUUCAAGGUUAUGAGCUUCUGAAAACAGAUGAUAUUUUUCUAUUGAAAGGAAUCACUGAGGACGGCACUCCUGCUUUUCAUCCUUAUGUUGUCCAGCAAAAUGGCCUUUCUGUUUUGAGGUUCCUUCAAGAAAACUGCAAGCAGGAUCCUGGCGCUUAUUGGCUUUAUAAAAGUGCUGGCGAAGAUGUAAUUCAACUUUUUGAUCUUUCUGUCAUUCCCAAGAACCAUUCUUCCAAUGAUUGUGAUGAUGCCUCAAGCUCCCUACCUACUCUAUUGCAUACGCGAAGUGAUUCCUUGUAUUCAUUAGGGACUCUCCUGUACCGAAUUGGUCACAGGCUUUCGCUUUCAAUGGCUCCUAAUAAUAGGGCCAGAUGUGUGAGGUUCUUUAGAAAAUGUUUGGAUUUUCUGGAUGAGCCAGAUCAUCUGGUUGUGCGUGCAUUUGCUCAUGAACAAUUUGCGAGGCUCAUUUUAAAUUACGAUGAAGAGCUGGAUUUGACAUCUGAAUGUCUUCCUGUAGAAUCCGAAGUUACAGUUACUGAUGCUGAGGAAGAAUCCUUGGACUUUGUUAGUGAUAUUUCUGAAUCAAUUUUCCAUGAAAGGGUCUUCUCUUCAGUUGUAGGUGACAAACCAUAUGAAGAUGGACAAAGUUAUCAAGAUUUAGUAUCAGAAGUUUCUGUGAAGAUGGAGGAAAAUUUAUCUGCUUCCCGGAAUUUGAUAGCAGCAGGUGACAAGGAACAAAGGGAUCCAGAUGGAGCUGCACCAAGUUCCGGUGGUGAUGAAAGCUUUGCAGUGUGCAAGGUGUCUCCAACACCAGUUCAAACUGUUGCUGAUCCCAUUUCUUCAAAGUUAGCCGCAGUGCAUCAUGUCUCUCAGGCUAUCAAGUCUCUUAGAUGGAUGCGCCAACUGCAGAGCACUGAGCUACAGCUGGAGGAAGUCAGUGAAACUAAUGAUAAGUUGCCUUCAUCUAUUCAUUUUUCUGUUUGUGCUUGUGGUGAUGCUGACUGUAUUGAAGUUUGCGACAUUCGGGAAUGGCUUCCAACAUCAAAAUUGGACCAUAGGUUGUGGAAACUUGUUCUUUUGCUUGGGGAAUCUUAUUUGGCACUUGGUCAAGCUUAUAUGGAGGAUGGCCAGUUACAUCAGGCUUUGAAGGUUGCAGAAUUGGCAUGUUCUGUUUAUGGAUCAAUGCCCCAGCAUCUUGAAGACACGAGGUUCAUUUCCUCAAUGAUCAGUUGCUCAUCGUGGCAGAAAAAAUUCAGUGAAAGAAAUGAAAACACAAGAUCAUACAGCGUUGAUGAGAAAGAUGACUUAUCCAACUCUGCAGAUGAUUCUCAAACUCUUGAACAAUCCUCUUCCACUUACCUUUUCUGGGCCAAGGCAUGGACACUAGUUGGAGAUGUUUAUGUUGAGUUCCAUAUAAUAAAUGGAAAAGAGAUCUCAAAACAGGCAGAGAGGAAAUCCAGUAGUAGACAAUUGAGAAUGUCUUCUGAGGUGGCUACGGAAGUUAAAAGGCUCAAGAAGAAGCUGGUGCAGCAUAACCAGAAUUGCAGUUCAUGUUCCUUGGUAAAUUGCAGCUGCCAGAGUGACAGGGCAAGCAGUGGUAGUAGUGCCAGCAGUAGCAAUGCAGAUAUGAGCUCAGUAGCUUAUGGCAGAAAACAAUCAAAGAAACCACAUGCUAAGGGCACAGCCUACUCACUUUCGGGAAACCCUGAAGAUGACUCUGUUCAUCACCAAAUGCAUUAUAAGAAAAAUCCUGAUAUUGAGUGUCUUCAGCACAGCAGAGGUGAUAAAAGCCGAAAAGAAGAUUCUUACACUGAUGGGGUAAAACCUUUGGGGACUAAUUCCAAAAAAAUGGAGGGUUUUUUGGAGACGCAUGAUGUAGGCUCCACAGUCUUAUCUCAAACUGAAACAGCUCCUAGAGAAACACCUAAAGUGAAAAUUGGUGGGAUAUUUAAGUACCUUGGGGGUCCUUUAGUUAAAGAUGCAGAGCAUAAUCUUUUAGCUGCCCUAAGCUGUUAUGAAGAAGCUAGAAAGGCAUUGGGUGGACUUCCAUCUGGUUCAAUAGAAUUACAGUUUGUAGUCAAGAAGAAAGGGUGGGUUUGUAACGAACUAGGUCGUAACAGACUGUCAAGAAAAGAAAUGAACAGAGCUGAAGAUGUUUUUGCAGAUGCUAUCGAUGCAUUUAGAGCAGUUUCUGAUCACACCAACAUUAUAUUAAUUAACUGUAAUUUGGGCCAUGGCAGACGAGCAUUGGCUGAAGAGAUGGUAUCAAAGAUUGAGACUCUUAAAACACAUGCAAUUUUCCGUAAUGCAUACAACCAAGCAUUGGAGACUGCAAAACUAGAAUACAGUGAAUCACUCAGAUAUUAUGGGGCAGCAAAGUUAGAACUGAAUUCUAUCACUGAAGAAGCUGAUUCUGUGACAAGUAACUUGAGGAAUGAGGUAUAUACACAAUUUGCUCAUACAUAUCUGAGGCUUGGCAUGCUAUUGGCAAAAGAAGAUGUAACUGCAGAAGUUUAUGAAAAUGGAGCGUUGGAAGAUACGCAUGUAGGUUAUACCAGUUCUAGUGAAAGAAAGGGAAGGAAAGAAUCAAGAAAGCAUGAGAUUUCAGCCAAUGAUGCAAUAAGAGAGGCAUUGUCUGUGUAUGAAUCACUAGGUGAAUUGCGCAAACAGGAGGCUGCAUAUGCUUACUUUCAUCUAGGUUGCUACCAAAGGGAUUGUUGUUUGAAGUUUCUGGAGUCGGAUCAUAAGAAAAGCAAUUUGUCUAAAGCUGAAAACAGUAUUCUCCAACGAGUCAAGCAGUAUGCCUCCUUGGCCGAGAGAAACUGGCAAAGAGCCAUGGACUUUUAUGGCCCACAAACACAUCCCAGCAUGUACCUGACUAUACUCAUAGAGAGAUCAGCUCUGUCAUUAAGCCUUUCAGGCCUUUUACACUCAAACACGAUGCUGGAAUCAGCUCUAUCACGCAUGCUUGAAGGACGCCAUCUAUCAGAUAAAGAUUCAGACUCUUUCCGAAUCAGCUAUCCUGAGAUACAUGAGAAAUUCUGGAGACAGUUGCAAAUGCUUUUGAAGAAAAUCCUGGCCAUGACAAUUUCAGCCAGUGCAAACAAGUCUGCUUCUGUUUCUCAACCAAAUCCAGUAUCCAAUAGGUCUGGAGAUGCUGAAAAGCUGAGAGAGCUUUACAAAAUGUCUCUGAAGUUCACUGAUAUGAGUCAAUUGCAUGUCAUGCACGCAUUGUGGACAUCAUAAUCAGAAACUUAUCUUUAUAGUUUCUGUUUUUAAACAUUUUCGUUUUAGGAUAGUUGAACAUUACUUAAUACGCCACUCUAUAUUGGGUGCCUAUAUCACUGAGAGGAAGAUUUUGAAGAUGAAUGUUUGGCACUUUCAAAAUUUCAUUUUGAUUGUCAGAUUACAGGA